CGCACGCUGAGGUGAAUGUACGAGCUGCCAUUUUUUGGAUAAGUAUUCGUCUUAGUUUAGCGAUCAGAAGCAAAGUUUAGUGCUUUGCGUGCUAAUAUUGCAAAGUUUACAUUCUGUUCUCAAACCGAAAUAGGACUUUUUGCUUUUAACUGCGGCGAAUUCGUUUAUUUGGAGGUUUUGGUGGCGCGCAGGUAGCUUCAGGCUGCUAGCGGUAUCUGUAAACAAACAGGGACAGCUGCUCAGAUCAGACCUAAGUGCAGGCGGACUCGAUUGCGUUAUCUCUUCGGUUUUCAUUCUGGGGUGUUGUUGCGCAUCGGGGUCGCAGCGGGCCACGGUCUCACGGUUCUGGGGAUAGUUUUGGAGGAGCUACAGACCCGAGCAUGGCGUCCUUCUCGGAGUCCGCGCUGGAGAAGAAGCUGUCGGAGCUGAGCAGUUCGCAGCAGAGCGUCCAAACUUUGUCCCUGUGGAUCAUUCACCACCGCAAACACUCGGCCCUCAUCGUCAAAGUGUGGCACCGGGAGCUCAAGAAAGCUAAAUCUGGUAGAAAGCUGACAUUUCUAUAUUUGGCAAAUGACGUCAUCCAGAACAGCAAAAAGAAAGGCCCAGAAUUCACCAAAGAUUUUGAGUCUGUGCUGGUUGAUGCCUGCUCUCACGUCGCCAGUCAAGGGGACGAUGGCUGUAAAAAGCACCUGGAGAGACUUCUGAACAUCUGGAAGGAGAGAAACCUGUACAGACCAGACUUUAUACAGCAGCUCAAACUGGCCAUAGAAGACUCCAACAGCCCCAAACCCAUAGAGGAGAAGAAGCCGGUGAAACGGACGUAUCAGAAAAUCCAGGAGGAAGAGGAGGAUGAGGACGACGAUGACGACUACAGAAGCCACCUGUCCCCCAGACACACAGACUCCACGGCCGCUCAGCUGACAGAGGAGCUGGUGAAGGCUCUUCAGGACCUGGAGAACGCUGCUUCUGGAGACGCUGCUGUUCGUCAGAAGAUCGCGUCUCUGCCUCAGGAGGUCCAGGACGUGUCUCUGCUCGAGAAGAUCACCGAUAAGGAGGCUGCAGAUCAUCUGUCCAAAACCGUGGACGAGGCGUGUUUGCUCCUGGCCGAGUAUAACGGGCGUCUGGCUGCAGAGCUGGAGGACCGCAGGCAGCUCGCCCGAAUGCUCACAGAGUACAUCAACAGCCAGAAGGAGGCGCUGUCUGAACGAGAGAAGAAGCUCGAGGAGUACAAACAGAAGCUGGCGCGGGUCACCCAGGUCCGAAAAGAGCUGAAGUCUCACAUCCAGAGUCUGCCGGACCUCUCCCUCCUGCCCAAUGUCACCGGGGGCCUGGCUCCUCUUCCCUCCGCCGGGGACCUCUUCUCCACCGACUGAGGAGGAGAAACCAGCCGGCCUCCAGAAACAACAAAAAAAAAAACUACUGCUCUCGUCUCCUCCCGUAGAGACCCAACCCGGACGAACUGGACUCUCAAACGCCCCCCUGUGGUCGGACCCAGCAGCACAAGAAGGAAAGUGACAGAGACUUUACUAGCCUGGCUUCUCCCUCGUACAGUGGUCAAGGAUUCACUCCACCAGCUCCGGAGGGAACUACCAGAAUGAUUUUAUUUAGUUUUAAAAAUGGAAGCUAAGGACGGAAGGUAGGAAAUAGAUGGAUUGCGAUUAAAAAUACGUGGAGAGUUUGUCGAAAAAAGAGGGUUAAGUUACACUGUGAAUACAACUGAUUUUUGAGAAUUCAGUUUUCAGCUGUUUGUGUUGAGUACGAGUGAGUAGAAAUCCACAACGUGAUAAUGGCCAAUAACGGAACACGUACCAAUUUAUACUUUGCGGUGACGUCGCGCCGGGGGUGUUCUACGUGUACGGAACGUUCAGCAGUUACCAUGGUAACAGAAUGCACACACAUGUUUCAAGACCAUGUGAAAACUCAAGAAAAAAUAGGUUAAGUUAGGUUUGGUUGCUUUAUUCGUACCUGUAGGUAAAUUUGUUUUGCAGAUUUGAGAGGCAGGUCCCACAUUUCACUUUUAAUUUAUCCACAUUAUGAAGAAUAAACACGAAUAAAAAACACAAUUACAAAAUAAAGUGUUACAGAGCUCCAGAGCAGAAUAGUUUGUUCAAUAAGCAGUUAGUUACCGUAUUUUCUGGACUAUAGUUCACGCUCUUAAGCCUCCAACCCCAUCAAAAAAAUGACCGCACGCCCCACAAUCCAGAGCGCCCUGUACAUGAAUCCACUCGGGUGUCCAAGCACGACUUCAGUAAACUACAAAGCCGCACCACCCGCAGAACUCAAACGGAGCAGACAGCGACCAAGCAGCGAAACACACCCACAGACACACUCAUCACUCUACGCCGAUGAGGAACAGAACGGAGGAACGAACUGAAAAAGCGAGUGCAAUGUGCCACUUCUAGACACAACUGAACAACUGAGUCACUGCGAACACGCCGACAAUCCAGCGGUCCCAGACAGCACCCUCCCUACACGCCACAACUGAACAAAGCCCAGAGUCACCGUGAACGCACCAAACAAAGUCCCACUGACCCAUCCAACUGUUGUGUUUCAUUUAAAGUCCAGUGUGGACUUAUUUGUGAAAAAAGAUCGAAAAUAGACCAUUGAAUGACGGUGCGUCUUAUAAUCCAGAGCGCCUAAUAGUGCGGAAAUUGAAUCAUUGAAUGGUCUAUUUUCAAACUUUUUUCACAUAUAAACUGCAUCGGACUGUAAGGCGCAGUAAACGAAACACAACAGUUAGAUAAGUCAGUCAAACUUUAUUUAACGUGUUCACAGUAACUUUCAACUUUAUUCAGUUGUAACCUGUAAAAAAAAUACUGUCUGAGACUCUAAAUUGUUCGUGUAUUCAAAAUAAGUCAUAAUAGUUCAAACAGUUGGGUGAUUACGGCAUCCAGCACGCCCGCAUCCCUCUCGUCAUUAACUGAGUCAGUGUGGUUUCCUGGCAGAUAAAAAACAGGUCGCUCUUUGUGCACUGAUGCGGUUCAGCUUCUGUCGGACUAAAGAACACGACUCAGUGGAAUAUGUGUGAAAAUUGGUUCAAGGUCAGUAAUCACAACCAGAAUUAAUACAUAAGGCGCACUGUCGAUUUUUGAGAAAAUUAAGGGAUUUGAAGUGCGUUUUAUAAUCCGAAAAAUACAGUAAUGAAGUCAUAGCACAUACAGAUGGGGGCGCAGCUAAAACUAAUACUUUUAACGUACUAAAAUAUGUUCCAGUACAGUGAGAUUUUGGGUUUAUAAUAACUGAAAACAUUCAACAACAGAUUCAACAUUUGUGCAUUUACGUUUGGGAUAUUUCGCUGUCUGCUCCAUGCCUGUUUGCUGUUGUUUGUGUGCUGGGACACCCGAGUGGAUUCGUGUAUAGGGCGCUCUGGAUUAUGGGGCGCACAGUCGUUUUUUGAUGGGGUUCGAGACUUAAGAGCGUGCCCUAUAGUGCAGACAAUACAGUAUUUCGUGGCAAAGUUCAAUGUCAUCAAUUUAAAAAAAAAAAAAAAAAAAAACUGUCUGCUGCCCCCUUCUGGUAGAAUGACACCAUGACACUCUCGAAUCUGAAAACCACCUUUUGUAAUAAUUUUGUGCAUUUUUAACUGCGAAUCGUGUAACUUCUCUGCUUGACUCCUUGGCGAUGUUAUUGUUUUACCUUGAAAAUUACACCGUAUGGCGCUAAACUUUGUGCGGAGGGGUGAUACGUGGGUUCGUAUCAACGCAAAUCUUUUCUUUUUUAAAUAUAUGUAUUGAUAUUUUCCGCAAAUGUCACACUGUGGGACAUUCCAGGCAACGCAUUAACAUUUCUAUAGCGUCAAGCAGCUGAAACUCCACUAGAAAAGUUACAUUGUGCACCAAAAAACACUCCAAAAAUCUAAAUAUACAUACAUACUUAUAAUAUAAUGGUUUAAACACGGAUAUUUUUUAUUUAAUUUAGCUUUUUGCAUUUUAAUUAGACAGAAAUUUUAUGUUAUCGGCAUGUAUUUCGUUAUUGGCCAUUAUUACGUCGUGCGUCAUCUGUGUAUUUGUCGUUUUGGUUUUUCAUUCUAAACUACAAAAAUAGAAUAUCUAAAGAGACGUUUAGUUGUGAUUUCACUUGUUUUUAUUGGGCAGUUUGACAAAAUAAACACAAGAUUUUGGGGCUGCGUCAACUUUUCGGAUUAAGCUAUAAGAUUUGUCAGCUAAUUCAGUCAACUACGACGGUUUUAUUUCAACAUCAACAAAAAUAUGCUGUUUUUUCCGUGUUUAGAAAUCUACAAAGCGUGGGAUUAUUGUAUUAGUUCAGCACUUCUAUCUUCUCUCAGCUGAAUUUGAAAACGUAAAUUACACAUCCUACAUCGAUCGCAAUACUUGUCAAGAAAAGUUGUGCUUUUUCCUCGAAAUUGCAAAGCCUUAAAGCCAAAGUAUGUAACCUUUUAGCCCAAAAAUAGACAGAAAAUAAUAAUUUUUUUUUUUUUCAUUUUAGUUGUUUAUUGUUCUGAAAAAUAUACAUCCUUACUCUGAGUAGGCUUGCAUCUCCACAAACCUGACUCAACGGCCUCCUUCCAUGGAAAUGUAGUAUAAUAUUCCAUAAAUAUUCCAUGCGGCAUAAAACUCCCCUAUCUUCUUGUAGAAUCUUCCAAAUAUGGUCUUAACUUUCUAUUUCCGUGGAAUCAAGCAGGUGAUGUACCAACCCCAGAAAGUUACAGACUGUACCUUUAAAGAAAUGGUCCAGCAGCUUUGGAAAUUUUCAUAAAAUCCACAUUUUGGGAAUAAAUAUUAGUUGGAUCAUUCUGGACAAAUAGUCAUUAAAGUGCUUGUAUUAGACUGUUUAUUAUGUUCUAAUGUUGUUUCCUCAUCAGAAACAGACUUGGAGUUGUUUUAUUUCAUUCACACGCUUGUUUAUGCAUAUUUAGGCUGAGUUCUUCUUCUCACAAAUGGAAAACACUGUUCCACCUUGUGAUGUCAUGUGGUUAUACAGGAAGUGCACCACUGUGGUUUUAAACUCCCAUGAACGCGCCAAACAAAGUCCGACUGACCCAUCCAACUGUUGUGUUUCGUUUAAAGUCCAGUGCGGUUUAUUUGUGAAAAAAGUUUGAAAAUAGACCAUUUAAUGACAGUGCGUCUAGAGUGCCUAAUAGCCUGUAAAAUACGGUAUGUCUGAGGCCUCCAUUUCUGUUCAAAGAUGGAUUGUCUAGCCUUUUUAACUUCCCUCUCAAACCAAUUAUUUUCUCUUGCUCGGAUCUGUCCCUUCCUGUCCUUAAAAGAGCGGCCCGUGGCUUUUAGACGGAGAUGUACAGCAGACUGUGGUCCUGUGUUGGUACAUCCUCCUCAUCCUUUUGUGAAGUGUCCGUUUCGUUUCUUCAUUCUGGCUCAGUGUUUUGACAUUCGGGUGGACCAGUUUCUGUCUGAAAGUGUUCGUAGAUAUUUCCACUCUUCUGAACAAAAGCUAAAAAGGGUAGCCGUUAACUUAAAAACUACACUUUCAAGGUGGAACAGAGCGUUUUGAGCUUUGGAGAUGUAGACAGACUAUUAAUAAAGAAUUAUUCAAACAUGUGAAUGAAGCAAAACUCAAGGUCUGUUUUUGAGGAGGAAACAACAUUAUAACUUGGCUCAAAGCUUCCAAGAGUUUAUUUUAUGUAAUGUAGGACCUAUGUUGGCACUUACACUAAAGUACAGAUGUUGCUCAGGUAGGGCAUCUGGCUUAAAAACUCUACCAUAACAGCCAACAGUCCAAAAGGUUGUGUUUUAUUUUUGAAAUCCAUUUACUGUCCACUCAUUGAAUUUUUUAUUUUUUUUUACCAUCCAAGAUCUUUUGUGCUAAUUAUGUUCUGCUACUUCCUACUUCCAGGUUUUGUUUAAGAAAAAGAGUUUUGAAAAAGGAUUGAAAACGUUCGUCGUGAGAAGAACUAUUGGUUAAAAAUCGGACGUUUUAUGGUGUGAAAACAUCAGUAAAACCAAGCCCCAGAUUAGCCUGAGUUUUGAUAAAGAAUUCCUAUGUUUUUACCAUUUUAUUGCUUUUAGACUGUGGGAAUGGUGCUGUUUACAAAAUUGUUUCCCCGUUUCUGUUAUGAAUAAACCUGAAAACCUGUA
Molecule: messenger RNA, 6053 nt
Organism: Boleophthalmus pectinirostris (great blue-spotted mudskipper)
Lineage: Eukaryota; Metazoa; Chordata; Actinopteri; Gobiiformes; Gobiidae
Gene: rprd1b
Product: regulation of nuclear pre-mRNA domain containing 1B
Exons: 7
Coding region: 381-1373 (330 amino acids)
Biological process (GO): mRNA 3'-end processing
Cellular component (GO): RNA polymerase II, holoenzyme
Molecular function (GO): RNA polymerase II complex binding
Source: RefSeq, a predicted model, not a curated record